Spodoptera litura is the source of this 1649-nucleotide messenger RNA. RefSeq lists its product as uncharacterized. NCBI's taxonomy places the organism in Eukaryota, Metazoa, Arthropoda, Insecta, Lepidoptera, Noctuidae. Gene Ontology annotation, molecular function: L-malate dehydrogenase (NAD+) activity. The record is from RefSeq and is a predicted model, not a curated record. Gene Ontology annotation, cellular component: cytoplasm; mitochondrion. Gene Ontology annotation, biological process: tricarboxylic acid cycle.
GUAUUCGGGCGUUAGUGUCGACGGUUGUUCUACACGGCUAUUUAACUUAUUACUCUGAACUCAUAUAAGUUCCUCUUUACGUGAAAGGCUCUAUAGACGUUAUCACCUAUGGUUUUCCAUUUCACAAAAACGUCAUUUAUUUGGCAGAAAAUUUCAGUGAAAUAAACAAUGCAAACAAAUAAAUAAAUCAAAAUUUAUAGUACGAAAUACAUAAUUAAGUAAAAAUUUUAACAGUUUUGAGAUUACUACAAUAGUCGGAAUGUUGCGGCCUGUUUGUAACUUCAACCGGUGUCUGAAACUUGCAGAAAUGCUGAUGCCACAACUUGUACACUCACAAUUUCUUAGAAAUAAGGAACUAAACGAAUAUCCUUCUAGAGGAUACAAGAAUUUCGUGCUUUCGGAUGCUCUAGCUCAGAUUGAAAGGGAAUGCGAGAAGUUCUGCCCCGUACCUCGGUUCCCGCCGCGGAAGGUAACAGUGGUUGGUGCUGGCAGUGACGUGGGUCGCAUCGCCUGCCUGUUCUUGAAGCAGCAAAAAGUUAUCCGCAUUCUGGCCAUGUACGAUGAGUUUCCGGAGCGAGGAGUGCUCGGUGUGGCUAACGAUAUCGCACACAUCGACACCAGCACUGAGGUGGAAGCCUACCAGGGCCGCUUGUUCCUCAAGGAGGCCCUGCAUGAUGCAGAUGUCGUGCUGAUCUGUGGCGGUGCGUACCUGGCGCCGCCAUGUUGCAAUACGUUGGACAGGCAGAUGUUCUUCCUGAACCUGCAACAUGUUCGCUCGGCCACAAUCGCCACCGCAAAGUUUGCCCCCCACGCCAUCAUCGCGAUACAAACUCCACCUGUUGACUGCAACUUUGCGCUAUGCAUACAUACCCUUAUGCGGGCACGUGCGUACGACAAGCGUCGUGUGCUGGGUGUGAAUGCGAUCAAUGCGAUGCGUGCCAACCAGCUGUUCUGUUCCGUUACCGGAGGUGACCCUAGCAAGAGCAGCUUGCCAGUAGUCUGUGGCACUGGUCGAUGUACCAGAGUCCCAGUAUUUUCUGCUGGAAAAGCCGACAACUUUCCACAAUCGAAGACGGAAUGCCUGACCCGACUAGUGCGUGAAGCUGACGAGCUUAUCUGCAAAGUGAAGAGUAACUACGAGCAAGGACAUCUGUCUAUCGGCUUCGCGACUGCCAGGUUUACCAUCAAUCUUAUGAAAGGACUUUUUGAGUCGCCAACGUUUAUAGACAGUGCGUUAGUGGAACAAGGAGAUCCGAGUAAGUGCUACGACAUGCAGUACUGCGCCACACCCGUCACUGUCGGCCAGGGAGGCAUUACUGAAUACGCUGUACCCACACUUAAUGGCAGCGAACUGAAACUAUUGGAAGAUAGUAGGUGUGAUUUUGAAGACAUGUUACACUUGGGCCGAUGUUACGCCACCGGCGACGAAGAGGAAUAUUUCCUUCCUCCCUGCAAAUUCGAUUAUUCUUGUUGUAAAGAUUGUAAAGUUUGUAAGCCCCGCAAGAAAACACGUAAAAGUUACUAGCGUUAAAAUUCUUCCAUGAAUCUAGUAAUUAAAAUACCUACUAUUGUCUUUAGCAUUUAAAUAUUAAAAACAGUUAAAGUAAUUUGUUUAUGAUUACUAGUAGGUAAUGGAUCAGCAAUAGCUA